GAUGAAGCACAGAAAUCUAUGGACACACUCAAGGAAGCAGUUUUACAUUGCCCUACACUAACACCAAUCAACUAUGAGUCAGAGUAUCUGGUAGUUUUGGUAGUAGAUUUGUUUAUCAUCAGAGUAGGAUGGUAUAUCAGUCAGGAGCACUUGGAUCACAAACAGAGAAUAAAUCAAUUUGGAUCAAUUAACUGGAAUGUGAUGCAAGCACAAUAUUUGCAAGCAAAAAUAGAGCUGUUUGGACUUUAUUACACACUUUACACAUUGCACAUAUAUCUCAUAAGUGUUAAGAAAUUAAUUGUGAAAAUGGACACUUCAUACAUAAAGGGAAUGAUUAAUAAGCCUGACCUACAGCCUAAUGCAACAAUCAAUUGCUGGAUAGCUAGUAUUUUGCUAUUCAAUUUCGAGUUCUGCCACAUUCCUGCAUCAGACUUCAAGUGUACAGACAGAUUAUUGUAA
This is a messenger RNA of Fomitiporia mediterranea MF3/22, 459 nucleotides long. RefSeq lists its product as uncharacterized. The annotation marks the transcript as partial. The record is from RefSeq and is a predicted model, not a curated record. Lineage: Eukaryota; Fungi; Basidiomycota; Agaricomycetes; Hymenochaetales; Hymenochaetaceae. The transcript has a single exon.